Molecule: messenger RNA, 2034 nt
Organism: Momordica charantia (bitter melon)
Lineage: Eukaryota; Viridiplantae; Streptophyta; Magnoliopsida; Cucurbitales; Cucurbitaceae
Product: EEIG1/EHBP1 protein amino-terminal domain protein
Source: RefSeq, a predicted model, not a curated record
GGAAACACGGGCUGGGCUUGUCCCUCAAACGAAUUGAAAUAGCUGUCACUCACCCACUUGAUUUUUAAUUUUAACUUUUACGCUUCUUCUUUCUUUUUCCUUCGUUCAUAACAUCUCUCUCCUCUCUCCUCUCUCUAUUUUGCUUACUCAGAAAACAAGAUGGCGAAAAUGAAGAAAUUCCAGGUGAAGUUGGAAAAAUUGAAGCUUUAUGGAUUUGGUAAAGAGAAUGAAGCAGUCGCCAUUGAAAUCAAAUGGAAGGGUCCUCAAAAGCAUUCUCUUUUAUCGGUUCCAUUCUAUGGAAAAUCGUCUCUCCAAAGAAAUCGCACCAGGCCCCAGCGAUUUCUGAACAAUGGCCAAGAAACCGUCGAGUGGGACGACGAAUUCCACAGCAUCUGUGAAUUCUCCGCCGCAGACGACGCUUCAAUUGGCUCCUGGGACACCAACUUCUACGUCUUGCUUGAAAACAGCACGAAAUCGAAGACGAAAUCGUCGGUUUUGGGGAAGGCAUCGCUAAAUUUGGCAGAAGUGCUUUCGGAAAUGGAGGCGAAGAUCGAUGCAAUCCUCCCCAUUACGUUGAAGGAUGCUGCGGGUCCCCGCCCUGCUACGCUUUCUGUACGCGUGAAUUUUGUGGAGGUCCGAGAUGAUCCUGAUCCGACCCGAAUCGCCCGAGACCCGGCGCAGGACGAAAAGGACGGGUUUUUCAGGGCGUUGAAAGAUCUGACGAGCUUCAAGAAGAAAAACAGAGAUAAAGCGAUUUCAUCGGACGGUGAAAACGCGGUCGUGGGGAAUCGAUCGGAGGAGGAGGGAGAUCAAAAGCAGGGGAAAUUGUCGUGGAAGAAGAGGCGGCUGAGUUUCAGUUUCAGGAAUUCGAAGGGGAAGGUGGAGCCGUGGUCGGAGAAGACGGACACGGCGGUCAACGACGCAGUUACCGUUGACCGACAACAAGACGACAAGGACUCCUCCGUGUUCCCUGUCGCCCCCAUUUCCCAAACGGGAGUAAAAACUGCAGAUCAGGUUUCUUUGGAAUUAGAUGGCCAAAACAGAGAAGGCACCGGAGGGAGGUGGGAAACGAGAGAAAUUGUAAGCAGAGAUGGCAAAGCAAAGCUGAAAACAGAGUUGUUCUUUGGCUCCUUUGACCAGCGUAGCGAAAAGGCCAAUGGUGAGAGCGCCUGCACAGCGAUUGUCGCCGUGAUCACCCACUGGCUACAUUCAAACCAAGGUGCUAUGCCCACACGGCCAGAGCUCGACAGCCUCGUAAUGGAAGGUUCCUCAGAAUGGCAAAAGCUCUGCAGCAACGACUGCUACUCCAGCUCCUUCCCCAACAAACAUUUCGACCUCGAGACUGUUGUGGAAGCAGAAGUCCGGCCAAUCACCGUAUUGCCUGAAAAUUCCUUUGUGGGGUUCUUCAGCCCAGAGAAAUUCAACUGCUUGACAGAAGCAAUGUCGUUUGAGCAGAUAUGGAAAGAGGUCAAUAACAAUGCCAAAACCUCCACUGGUUAUUAUGAGCCAAGAAUUUACAUCGUGAGUUGGAAUGAUCAUUUCUUCGUGCUGAAGAUGGAAGAAGACGCUUGCUAUAUCGUUGAUUCAUUGGGCGAGCGGCUGUUCGAGGGGUGUAACCAAGCCUACAUCUUGAAGUUCGACAGCUCGAGUUUGAUGUUUGAAAACAAAGAGGAAGGGGAGAUCAAGGAAUUGGUUUGCAGGGGAAAAGAGUGUUGCAGAGAGUUCUUCAAAAGGUUUCUUGCAGCCUUAACAAUCGAAGAGCUCGAACAAGAACAGAGGAAGUUGAGUUGUAAUUUUAUACCUCACCAGAGGUUGCAGAUUGACUUCCAUUUUAGCAGUCCGGUUGAUUCAUCCUCAUCCACUUCCCCGUUCUCUGUUUUCUUCGAUGAAGACUCUGCAUCAUUCAGUAGCCCAAGCGAAUGAUCCUUUAAUGUAUAGAUUGAUUGUAAAGCUUCCCUCAGAUUUGCCUAAUUGUGUAAAUGAAACUUAGAUUGCUUGGGACUGUGAUGAAAAAAAAACUUUUCGAUCUUAAAA